AACAUCAAUUUUCAUACACUUCCCUUCCAAGUUUCAAAGUGCAGACCGGUUACAAUUUCACUAUUCACUGUUACAAAAGAAGAAAAGCAUGCUUCUUCUCUUCAUCUUCCUCUGUUCCUCGUUCACAGUGACAUUGCUCCAAUUUUUUCAGCUUCAGAAACCGAAAAGGCAAUAACUUUUUCGAAACCCACUUUCCUUUUUCUCCAAAGUUCGAAUUUUUUGCCCUUGUUAUGUCAAUUCAACCAAAAACCGAACCUGGGUCACCCCCCAUUCUCUCAUCAACCAGUAACAAAAGCUUGGAGACGAUGAGCAUUCCUGAGCUCAUUCAAAUUCUUCGAGUUAAGUGGCAAAAAGAGGAUUAUGACAGAGUUGAAGAGGUUUUGGUAGAAAGAGAGGAAAAACUUAAAACCAAGGCUGGUCAACUUGAAGAGAAGUUUCAGCUUCAGAGUCUAGCAAGGAUUGAUGCUGAGGAUAAAUUGAAGAAGAAAGAGCAACAGUGUGAGAAGGUACAGGGGCUUUAUGAGACGUUGUUUAAAGGAGUGAAGGAAAGUGGGUUGGACAAGGCAACUAUUGAGAAUUUGAGGAAGAAGAACAAAGAGUUAGAGUGCGAGAAUCUUAAGUUGUUGGAGUUGAAGAAGAAAUGUGAGGUUGAUGGCAAUGCUGUUGAUGAAUUAAGGAAGAAAGUGGCCGAGUUAGAGGCUGAAAAGAAGAAUAAUUUGGAUACCAUUGCUGAGUUGAAAGAUGAGAAUGGGAAGUUGGUGGACGAGAAAUUGAAGGCUGAUUGUAAGUUUUUGGAAUUGCUUGAUAGGGUUGUGAAAUUGGAGGAAAGUACAAAGCUUUUGAUGAGUAAUGCUUCUUUUGAUGGAGAGCAUGAUAUUAAUGAAGCUGAUGAUCCUGGUUUUUCUUUUAAAGUCAAAGAAGAAGUGAAGGAUUUCAAUGAUGAAGUUAAUGAUGGUUCUCUACCUUUGCAACACAAAGAUUUUCAUCAAUCUUAUGGUGCUGCAGCUGCUGAGGUAGGAUCCAAAUUGCAAAAUAUCAUUGAGAUCAGUGACAGCGACCAUGAUGAUGAUAAUAUCCCUAUUUCACGAGUAACACAAGCAAAAACUACUGAGUCACGCAAAAGAAAGUUCCCAUUCUCACAAUCUUGUUCUGACAGUAGGAGUGGUAGUUUUGGUUAACUCAGGUACAUAGGUCCUGCAUUAUUAGACUCCUUUCUAAGGACUAAGGUAUAAUUCCUAUACACAUUCAAGUCAAAAAUGGUUCUAAACUUCUAACUUCUCCUUUCAUGGAUUGAAAACAAUGAUGUGCAGAUUGCUCUCUGUAGUCUAAUACAUGGAAGUUUAUGUUAGUUCUUAGUCUUGAAAAU
Molecule: messenger RNA, 1366 nt
Organism: Arachis stenosperma
Lineage: Eukaryota; Viridiplantae; Streptophyta; Magnoliopsida; Fabales; Fabaceae
Exons: 2
Coding region: 231-1178 (315 amino acids)
Source: RefSeq, a predicted model, not a curated record